Messenger RNA from Linnemannia hyalina, 6783 nucleotides. NCBI's taxonomy places the organism in Eukaryota, Fungi, Mortierellomycota, Mortierellomycetes, Mortierellales, Mortierellaceae. The record is from the annotation of a GenBank genome assembly.
AUGGCCACCCCUCCAGAGACACGUCCAUCCACCCCAGGGACACCAAUCACUUCUACCGCCCGCAAUGUCUUUGACUUCGACGAACGCCUCUUUGCUGCCGCAGGAGACCUUGACAAACAGGCCAACCCUUCCUCCAACAGCAAGCAAGAGCUCUUUGUCUUCCAAUGGCUCGCCUCCGUCGAGCGUGAGCUCAAACGGUGCGGUCACGAUAUCUUCAGGAUCAUGCAGCCAAACUUGGAACGGCAGCUUCUCAAGUUGAUCUCUAUGCCCACACCAAAACCCCGCCAUCCUAUCAGACGCCUCAUCGCCCGCUGCUUCCUUUCCCUCUAUGUGCGAGGCAACUCCUCCACCUUGUUCGAAACAAUUCAGAUCCUUCAGAGUCUCAUCGAAGGCGGCAAAGGCAUGGGCGACAAGGAUGUCAAGCUUGCCGCGAUUCACUGCAUCGGAGUCAUCAUGGAGACCAUUGGCGAAAAGAUUCAAUCAUUGGUACCCGAUCUUGCUACCUCCUUCCUCAAAGUUAUCAAGAAUGAAAAGAUAUACCCCUUGAUUAUCAGAGUGGAAGCGAUGGUUGCAUUACGGAAAAUGCUGCAGGGUGCUGGACGUGGAGCAACAGACCUGACAAACAAGGAGAUUCUAAAGUCACUCAAGCUCACUAUCCUGGACAAGGCAUUAAUCAUGCGCUCAUCCUCUGCAGAGUGUCUUACGGCAUUGGUCAAGCACACAACAAUCGUUUUCACAAAAGCAGAACUGGAAGCAUCUAUGACACUGUUCAUCAGGGCAAUGGACGAGUCGACCUUUGAGAUCAGGAAAUCGGUUGCAACUCUCAUUGCAACACUUUUGUACUCGAAAUUCCAAGGAGAAGAAAACUUGAUGAUGGCAAGCGCACAGUCUCCACCACCUACGGGACCUGGAGGGAAACCUGCAACCGGCAACGAGAUUUUCACGCUGGACGUGAACGAGCUACUUUCACAUCUUUCAACCGCAUACAACAAACCCAAUACAAGUCGCGAGGUCCGCGCAGGAUUAUCAGAGACGUAUGCUGCCUUAUUGAUUAUGCUGGGGCCUUCGAUUGUGGAACGGCACUAUGGCACGAUCUUGAAGCACUUGCUGACGGAACUGGUGUCGAACCCCAAGAACACCGGAUCGAGAUUUGAGAUUCUGACAGUACGGGAGCACGUCGAGUACAUGUUGCGCGGUGUGAUUGGAGCGCGUCUGUUGAGCGAGUCGGGACAGAUUGCAUCUAUCCGUGAGUUGGUCGGUAGCUGGCUGAAGAUGUGGCCCGCUGUGAUGCCUGGCGAAAUCGAACCCUCGGAGUAUGCCCUCAUCAGCGCACUGAACGAGACUUCAGCCUUGCUCUUGGAUCUUGGGGGUGCAGCCAGUUCUAUCCAGGACAUUCUGAUGUCGUCGCUUACCAACCUGGUCUCGCACCCUUCUCGUGCGGUCCAAACUGCCACAGCAUGGUGUCUGAGGUGCCUAUGCAUAUCCCUCCCGACAAACCUCGCCAAACUGAUCCAAACCCUCAGCGCCAAACUCUCGACAGACCUGGGCACCCUCAACAACAACGGAAACAACUUUCAGGAUGUCGCAACAAGAGCCAACGGUCUCGCCUAUGCGAUUGGAGGACUCAUCACCGUCAUCUCUGUCCACCCUCUUUAUGUUUCGUUUGAGAUGAGCGCACGUAUCUUUUCUAUGGCAGCCCAGUUGAUCAAGAAUAGCACCAACAAGGAGGUCCGUGUAGCAGCAGCUCAGAUCCAGAUUGCUUGGGUCUUGGUCGGCGCCCUGAUGUGCCUCGGACCCAACUUUGUCAAGAUGCACCUCCCUCAGUUGUUGCUCAUGUGGAAGACCGCCCUUCCAAAGUUCACCUCCAAGGAUGCCACAAACACGAAUCGAUCGGAACUGGAUUGGGCAUUCAUGAUGCAUGCUCGUGAAUGUGCUCUGGGCUCCAUCGCGUCGUUCCUGUUUCACAACGGCGAGAAACUGGUCACUGUCGAUGUGUCGAAGCGAGUUUCUGCUCUCUUGUCCAACACUAUGGCCUUUGCAGCCGUCGUCCCUACCACGUUCCCUCCUCAGCCGGCGGCCCCAGGAAACAAGGCUCCCGUUCACGAGCUGUUGACUAUUAAGUUUUCGGAACGGGAUGACGCUCUCAGGAAACGUAUCUUUGAGUGCUUUGUCGCCAUGCGACAUACCUCUGCCUUUGAGGUGUACCACUCGAUUCUUAUCAAGGCUGCCCUGGAUGUGUUUUCAGACCCGGACAGGACUUCAGGAACUGCUGUGACAAAUGCCAUUUCAGCAGCAACCUUCACGACUGUCUGGGCUGUUGACGAUGGGUAUGGAUACGGUGUCACUGGCAAGGUCCAAGGGUUGCGAUGCGACAUUGCAUCUAGAACAAGCGGCCGUCAGGAGGAGAUUCUGGAUGGCAAGGAUUACGACAGCGCUACUAAAACAACAGAGAACCUGCUCAAGAAACCGAUUUUGGGCGCACCUGAGCACGACCCCAUGGUGAUCUACACGACAUUCGCCCUUCCAACAGCUGUCUCGCGGUACUCUCUCCCCAAGCCUCGUCCUGUCGCGACUGGGGUGAUUGAUGCUGCGAUCGAGCUCUUUGCGAUUCUAUUACCCUUGCAGUCGUCUGUCCUCCAGGGCUCGAUGAUGGAUGACCUGUCCAAGAUGCUCAAGAACUCGACUUUGGACAAGAACCCGGGGAGGAAGAUGGCUAUUCAAGUCAACGUUGUCGUUGCGCUCCUGGGUGCCACCAAGUAUGCCAUGGCUGAGGGGAAGCGCCAUGAACAGCGAGCCUUUGAGGGCCCUCUGGCAUCCACCCUCUCACAGUCCAUCCUCAAGGACUCGAUUGUUCAUUCAGAUCCUUACAUUCGGUUCGUCGCGUGCGAGGCUCUCGGAAGACUGACCAGCGUUCUUGGAAGUCUCACUGUCACCAACCAGAUCAAAUACCUCAUGGAUCAAGUCGUUGCCAACCGGGAUCCGGAUGCUCGCGCGGGAUAUGCACUUGCGCUCGGUAAUGUGUUCUCCCACUUGGGCGGUAUGAUGGCAGGAGGUCACUUGCGGUCGAUCGUCGAGUACUUGACGUCGCUCAGUCGUGAUCCUCAUCCUAUCGUACACAAGUGGUCACUUCACUCUCUGGCUCUGACCAUCUCAAGCGCAGGCCUCAUGUUCAGCCCAUAUGUCUCCAGCACGCUCACCAACGUCGCCACGGUCUACUUGGCAGAAUCACACGAGCUCGCCGGAGCUGGAUCAAUUGCAACAGCGAACAUUGCGAUGGCCUCAGAGUUGUCAGUCUACCAUGAGCUGGGCCGAAUUAUUUACGGUCUGAUUGGAAUCUUGGGCCCAGAGUUGCAGUCGUCUGCUAAGGUGCGUGAGCUCUGUGUCGGUCUGGUUGAGGAACUCCGGAACGAGGACGACGAGUUUGUGAUUGUCCAGGGAAUCCGGUGCACCCAGCAUUUGAUCAUGUUUGCGCCGCUAUUGGUCGACAUGUCGACGCUGGUUCCUUUCCUGCAGGCACGUUUACGUCGGAGCACGGGUCUCAGUCUGAAGAAGGCGGCAAUAACCUGCAUGUAUCAAUUGGUUCAGCGCGAUGUCAAGUCAGUCUUCCAACACUCGAUGGGCGGCCUGGACGAUCAGUUCUUCAAGUUGCUGGACACGGAUCCUACUCUGCAGGAUGUCAAGGACGUGGUCAGGAGCUGGAUCACCCAGACAGCUCUCGAACAACCUAGUCAAUGGAUUGAUAUCUGCAGGAAGGUUCUCUCCAGGACUGCCAUCGAUGAGGGUGGGGAGCUCAACUCUAACGCUGCCGCCGGUGGUGCUAGCAGCAGCGCUCCCGAAGUGAGCCAGCCAAAGGGAGACGAUGGCGGAUUUGGCGAUGACUUUGACGAUGACGAUAACGACAACAUGUUUGACGACAUUUCAAGGCCCGCCAAGAAGGCCUCGAGCGGGCUACCCGCCUCGGACUCUACAUCAUCAGGAGCUGCAUCAGGUGCACAAUCUCCUGUACCCGACUCUGGGCUCUCUGUUGUCGUCCCCGAUCGAUCCGUCAAAGCCGCCCCCGCAUUACCACCCCGUUGGAGAACCAGAAUCUUUGCACUAGAAUGUAUCCGUCAAGUCAUCGAUGUUGUUUCGACUAGUGGGAUUGCCGAUCAUUUCGAUCUUGUGGUUGCACGCCGCAAGAAGCGCAACUUUGGCGCCGACUUUUUGGUCCUUAAGGUCGCGGAUCUGAUCAAGAUGACCGUCUACGCCGCAUCGACGCCAAUUCAAGAGAUCCGCAUGGAAGGGCUGUUGUUGUUGAGGCAGACGAUUGAGAAGUUCAAGGAGACGGCGGAUCCCGAGGUGCCUGACAGUGUCCUCUUGGAGCAGUACCAGGCGCAGAUCGGUGCCGCGUUGACCCCGGCCUUCACGGCCGAGAGUACACCUGAGGUGGUGUCGCUGGGUGUCAAGGUCUGUGCGGUCUAUGUCGGAAGCGGUAUUAUCCAGGAAGUGGAUCGAUUUGGCCGCGUUCUCAAGCUGUUGAUUGGCGCGUUGGAAAAGUGCAAGGAGGACAAGCGACUGACAGCUGUAGGGGAUGUGACCGAUCUGACUCCACAUGCUUCUCAGAUGAUCAAGUGGGCUGUCUUGAAUGCAUGGGCUGAAUUGCAGGUCGCUAGUGUCCAUCGCAACUACCUGGUCGCGGUGCUGAGGCCCAACCUGGAGGAACUUUGCAAGUUGUGGGCGAACGCUCUGGAGGAGUAUGCGAGGUCGAGGAUCGAGUCCGAAGCAGCGCUUUCAGGCACGGGAGUACCUGCCGGCGGAAGUUCCAGCGGAGGAUCUGGCAGUGGUAUAUUUGACGCCUCGUAUGCCGACUCUAGCAAGGACACCGAGAAGAACUUUGAUCAAACAUCGACACUCAAGAUCUUGGGCGCUGUGUCAUCGUUGGUGGAUGAAAAGAACGAGUUUAUGGUGGAGGCGCUUAUGAGGAUUACUCGACCUGAGAUCGGUGCCGAGGUUUCUGAAACAGCCGCUGAAGACAAGGAGGACGAUGCAUCGCUGGAGGGCAAAGACGGUAACAGCGCAACUGCGACAACGGCCACCUCUACCGAGUCUGCUGUUAUACCAUCAGUGGCCACAGUGAAAAAGGAGGGUCCAUUGCGAUUGAUCCAUGUAAUCUUUGGACUCUGCCUCGAGAUCUUGGCCAAGACUUCGUCGACAGGGUCGAGUAUCUCGACGGCCAACAGCCAGUCUGCGAUCAAUUUGGUGGUUGUUGCGAACGAUGGAGCCUUGCAGGGUUGUCUUUUGGCCUUGCAUUCAAUUCUGAAGCCCCAGUUCAUCGAGAAGGAGUUCUUGAGCAAGGUGUUCUUGGAGAUGAUGAUGAUCUUGGAGAGAGUUGCCUGGAUGGAGGGAAGUCGCGUUCAGGGUUUGGUUGUUGGCGUGAUCUCAACGGUCAUCCAGGGGUAUGGCAAGGAUAUGCUCUUUGACGACCCAAACAACGACCUUGACAGCCACAGCGGUCUUCAGGAGGAAGGAAAGGCGGAUGGUGAUUCCACUACCAGCACUGGAACUGGAUUGUCUGCACUUCCAGAGAGUCAGCUCAAAUCGAUUGUUCAGCUGUUGGUCGAGCUCUACCUUCAGAAAUGCACUGGAUCAAAGGCAACCAGGUCUAUCGGAGGAAGUGGACGACCUGGUUCGAAAAAGACGACGCCAGAGACCAUUGAGUUGUUGGGUCGUGUUGCUGAGAUGCUGACUGUUUUAGUCAAGGUUGCCCCGCCCAAGUACCAGCUCCACCUCUCUGCCGUCACCCUCAACGUCCUCGUCAGUGUAUUGCGUGACCCCGCGUUCCAGACGGAACUGGGACCACUUGUGCUGGUGAACAUUAAGGGAGUCAUGGAGUCGCUCAACAAGAACAUUGCAGAUCUCGACCCCAAGUUCUUAGAACUCAUUCUGAAUGGGACAUUGGGGGCUCUCCUCAAGAAGCAAGCGGCUUUUGCUCCUGGUCGUCCAGAGGUUGUCGACCCAACGACUAUAGAGUCGACGGGGUUCAAUCUUGGCGACGAUUCUGGUGUGGUCCCAACAGCCGUGGACUCUGAGAUGGAGGUAUCUGCUGUGGAGAUUGCAGAGUGGUCCAAUGGCUUGUUGGGGAUGAUGUUGAUCCUGACGAAUUGUACGGCUGUCCAGAUCAAGAAGUCAUUCUUGGAACAGUUUGAGCGUUUGAUCAUGAGCAGCAUCGAGAGCAACAUCAGCAAGAUCGUGACCGUGGGAUACCAAUGCUUGAGGAGCAUAAUCUUGAUCGAGUCGUCGCGUGGGCGGAUGUUUAUGCGACAGCUGAUUCCGUUCGUGGUAACGACGAUUGUGGUCAAGGCCGCGCAGGAGGAUAACAAGGUCGGGAUGCAGGUCAUCGAGGAGGGUGUCCAGACCCUCAAGUCUCUUGCUGUUUCGUCCUCUGAGUCUUCACGCCCUGGGAUUGUAUCAAUCAUCAUGGCAACAGUCGUCCCCCUCCUCCAAGACCCUGCCACCUCGUCAUCUCCCGCACCAACAUCCAGCGCAGCACAGGUGCACACCCUAGCAUUGAACCACCUCCUCUCCCUCGGAACCCAAUUCCCUCAAGAGUUCCGGUACGGCCUCUCUACCCUAUCAAUGGAGAGGCGAACGAGGUUGGAGACAGCAAUUCGUCAGAGUGUGCUACAACAACAGGCGAUGCAGCAAAAGCAGUUGGAGGUUGAGAGGAAGGAACAGGAGAGGCUUGCAAAGGAGAAGGAAAGGGUCAAGAUUCAGUUGAAGAGUAGCUUUGCGGGCUUUACUUAG